AACUCGAAUCCAAAGUUGAACUCAAGUAUGUUCAUGAACAUUUGUCAUCCAAUUCUGUGUAUAGGUAUAUCUAAUCGUAUAUCGUCAACUUUCCCUACCCUCUACUCAAGUACUUAAUCCUGCCGGCCGUGGCUUGAACGGCGGAGUCGCAACCGCAGGCCAUCAGUAUACCGAUAAUUUUGUAGAUCCUCUAAAGAGUUUUGAUGUGUGUAUGCGGAGGAGAGGCAGAUAGGUGAAGCCAGCUAUGGCCUUGUUGAGUCGGAGUUUGGGCUUUCUGGGUGCUUUACCAUCCCGUAAUCAUACGAGUUCAUUUCACACAGAAUCAAGGGGCCCUAACAAUAUUGCCUUUAAGGUAGCAUAUCCUUUUACUAGACAAGGAACUGGAGGCUGUUCCACUUUGCAUUCCUUCAAAUUGGCAUCCCUUGGCAAUGGAGUUGAUGGAAUCACAGAUAUUAUCCACAACAAGGUUUUGAUAGCUGCUGCUCUUUCUGCGGCAAUUGGACAACUUUCCAAACCUUUUACAUCAGCUGUAUUUUAUGGCAAUGAUUUUGAUAUUAGGACAGCCUUUCAGGCUGGAGGAUUCCCUUCCACACACUCUUCUACCGUUGUUGCCACAGCCACCUCCAUUGGCCUUGAAAGGGGUUUCUCUGACGCAGUAUUCGGGUUAGCAGUCAUUUAUGCUGGCCUUGUCAUGUAUGAUGCACAGGGUGUUCGGAGGGAAGUUGGCAUCCAUGCAAAAGUGUUGAAUCAGCUUUUAUCUGAGACAUGUUUAAAUACAAGCUCCUCAAACAAUGGUGCUGCUGUUUCGACUGACAAUUCACAAGAAAAAUCACUGUCAAAUGUACAGAUUCUUGAACCCUCCAUGUCCGAAGAAGAAUUGAAUUCUUUCGAACCAGAAUUGAAGAAGAAUGCAGCUCUGUUUCUUAAACCCAAUAACCAGAAAACCCCGAUGUCAAUCUCGCAGAACAUGACCUCUGAUGCAGAAGACAGAUCAAAACAGUUAAGGUAUACUCAGCUGAAAGAAUCUAUAGGCCACACAGAGAUCCAAGUCGUCGCUGGUGCUUUGCUGGGAUUCUUAGUUAGUUUAGCUGUUUGUAUGGUAUGACCAAUACUUCCCCUUCAGUUCUUAGUGUCAAUGUACUUCAAAUUCAAUACUAAUGUACAACCAACAAUGGAUCCCAACAUUUUACCAAAUUGAUGUAGAACAAGACUGGAAAGAAGGCUAAAGAUGGAGAAUAGCAAUUGAGACAAGCAAAUAUUUGGUCUUGUGUUGUUAUUUGCA
Messenger RNA from Ipomoea nil (Japanese morning glory), 1282 nucleotides. RefSeq lists its product as uncharacterized. The transcript is spliced from 6 exons. NCBI's taxonomy places the organism in Eukaryota, Viridiplantae, Streptophyta, Magnoliopsida, Solanales, Convolvulaceae. Bases 245 to 1105 code for a protein of 286 amino acids. The record is from RefSeq and is a predicted model, not a curated record.